Molecule: messenger RNA, 1451 nt
Organism: Prorocentrum cordatum
Lineage: Eukaryota; Dinophyceae; Prorocentrales; Prorocentraceae
Source: the annotation of a GenBank genome assembly
GCGCAUCGCGGGGCGCGGCGCGCGAGGUUAGGUGCAGGAGCGUUGGCUUGGCGUGUCGCUCCGCCGGUUCUGACCCACCACGCCUGGGCGCGGCACGUUGUCCGCGCCCCCACUCCCAGGCGCCAACGUCUCGAGCCUUGCCCAGCCUCGCACCCCGCCGAGCGGAGCGGCACGCCAUCCGUUUGCAGGGGAUGCCCAGGAGGCUGCAGCCCCUGGAGGAGUCCUUCUCUAACGAGGGCGGCGGCGAUAUCCAAGGUCAUCCACGAGUGGAGUUCCACUGGCUUCCAGGCCCUGGGUUCGUGAUCCACGGUUCCAUAUCCGAUGCCUUCACCGUCUCGUGCCGCCGGGGCCGCCGCCGACACGCUGAGCACAAGUUCCCAACCGUGGGUGCUCAGACCUUGCAGUCGCGGGCGUGGGCGACCAGACGCCGAGGCCAACAGCCCGCGCCCACCAGGGGUGAAGGCCUGGCGCUGCAGGCCACCGGCAUGCAGCCGACCUACGUCCCCAACCCGACGCACAAGGAGACGAAGAGGAACCGGAAGGUGAAGGUCAUGGCGCGGAUGCCAUGCCAGUGGUUUUCUACGGCUGAGAUAAUGCGCCGCAUCGUCACGGUGCUCAUCCACAACAACGAGGAGAAGUUCCGGGACGCGCCCAUGAGGACCAAGGACCUCAUGAAGGAGAUAGGCCUCACCGGUUACCAGAUGAAGAUCAAGCGAUACGUUAACGAAGCGUUGUAUUUGCUUCUGGGGCAGAAGGUGAUCUUCAAGGCGAAGACUAGCCCCAUCAGGUGGGAGCUCCACGAGGAGUAUAGGAAGGAUGGACUGCCGCCCAUCAGCAAGAACAAGCGCAAGCCUUGGGCGCUGAGCUGGCUGCUGCAGUUUGAGCGCACGAAGAAGCCCAAGUACGGCCCCGUCCAUGGCGAGUACAGGAACCGCCCGUGGGUUCCCUUCGCGAAGAGGGGAGAGCAAUGGGAGUGCCAGAACUGCGGGUUCAUUGAACAGGGAAAACUUCCCACGUGUACCAAGUGCAGGAUCGGGCAGACCCCGCACAUCACUCAAGAAAUGAUUGAGACCAUGGAGAUCUGAGGGCCAGCUCGCCCAGAUGCCCUGGGCAAAUGCUGGCGCCAUCGCCUCUGGCGGCCCCGCUGCCUGCGGUCACCUGCCCAUCGGUGCCUUCUCCUGCCACGUCCUCGUUCCCAAGCCGCUUGUAGGCCGGUGGGGCUUCCUGAGCUCCUUUUUCGCAGGAGUCUCGAGAGAGGAGUGACUAAAACGCACAUCUCGUCAUGGAUGAGUGGGGCGUCUCCUGCCCUCUUCUUUCUCCCCCUCUCUCCGCGAGCACUUUCGCUGUCUUUCCCUAUGCCUGCUUGCUUGGUUGCCAGUCAGGCAGACCAAGCUCCGUGGUGGCCUCGCCCGUCUUAGGGGCAGCGGCCAGACAGUCCAUACUCAUAUUGG